This is a messenger RNA of Diversispora eburnea, 151 nucleotides long. The record is from the annotation of a GenBank genome assembly. NCBI's taxonomy places the organism in Eukaryota, Fungi, Glomeromycota, Glomeromycetes, Diversisporales, Diversisporaceae.
UCAAAAAUUAUUACCUGAUAGUUCAGAAGUUGAAAUUGUAGAUUUAAUUAAAACUGCACUAUAUAAUGCCAUUAAACAUUAUUGGAAAGUUCCACAAGAACAUGGAAUGUUGGUUGCAUUAUUAGAUCCCAGAUUUAAAGAUUUAGAAUUU